Brassica napus (rape) is the source of this 2305-nucleotide messenger RNA. RefSeq names its product serine/threonine-protein phosphatase 7 inactive homolog. Gene Ontology annotation, cellular component: nucleus; cytosol. Lineage: Eukaryota; Viridiplantae; Streptophyta; Magnoliopsida; Brassicales; Brassicaceae. Gene Ontology annotation, molecular function: protein serine/threonine phosphatase activity. The coding region runs from base 285 to 2156 and encodes 623 amino acids. The transcript has 10 exons. The record is from RefSeq and is a predicted model, not a curated record.
GAAUAAAAAUAGAGGUUAUUUGCCAAAUCUUUUAACACUAACUAUUAUUCUUUAUUUGGGCCUCAAAGAUAUGGAUCCGGCCCAUAUAUAUAAAAAACAACAACUAUCCUUUUCGGUUUCUAAGCAGCAAAAUGCGCGUGGUUUCUUUGACCUAGAACCGGCAGGAAGUUAACACGAAAACGCUCGUCCCUCUCCGUGCUGCGCGGCGGCUGCAAUCGCCGGAACUGUGCCGCCGAACUCUGGUUCCUCACUUCCCUCCCUCAAUCUCACCCAUCUUCAUCAACAUGCGGUCUCCAGAAAUCUCGAAAAGGGUUUUAGAUGCGAAGCUCGAAGCUUGCAGAUUCGCGUUCUUGAAGCUAAACGCGGUGAAGACGACCAAGAUGAAGAGCUAUAAGCAGUUGCGUACUUUGCUUAUGUUGAAAGAGAUAUCUCGACGUGGUGCUGAUCGUGACUUUCUUAAAGAUCAGGAGAAUAGCGUGACUAGAAUCCUCUGUUCGGUCUUAAAGCAAGUGGUGAGUAACGCAGACCGUUCUUUAAAGUCACUUCGCGGGUUUCACUACGAGACAUUAGACGAACAAGAGAAGCAACACGUGAACAGAAUGAUAUCAAGCGUACAAGGAAUGUGCAGUAGAAAAUACGAACCAGACUCUGUAGAUCAUCAGCUAGACGACAUGACUGAGCCAAUGGAGAUGGAGAUUUACUUAGGAAACGGAGACGACUCUUUCAGCGACAUUGUUCUGGAGCCGAUCUCAUGGCCUUUGGAAUCUCAACUAACUCCUGAAUGGGUCGAGAGCUUAACCGGUUUACUAAACCAGUUCACCUGGAAGAACUUGGCUGCUUCCGAGUUUCCUUCUACAUUACCAUACUCUGUUGCCACUUCUCUGGUGGACUGCGCGGCGCAGAUUCUAGACAAAGAAGCCAACUGCGUUAGAAUCAGUUGCUGCGGUGAGAGUUCUAGAGUGGUUGUGGUCGGAGAUCUCCACGGACAGUUCCACGACCUCCUCAAAAUCUUUGAUCAGUCAGGAAGGCCUUCGGAGAGCCAGUGGUUUGUGUUCAACGGUAAUUACAUCGGUCGAGGAGGCUCUUGGAGCUUAGAACUGUUCUUGGUUCUCUUAGCUUGGAAGAUUCUGAUGCCUGAGAGGGUGUGUUUACUCCGAGGUAGCUCGGAGACGAGAGUUUCUGCCGAAGAGCUUGGUUUCUUGAAAGAGACGUGUGAUAGAUACGGCGAGCAUGGUCAGGUGCUGUACUCCAAGUGCAUAGAUUGUUUCGGAACGUUACCUUUGGCUUCGGUGGUGGCGGAUAGCGUCUACACAACUCAUGGAGGUCUCUUUCAAAGCUCUGAGGUUCAUGAAGAUAGCGCGCCUUUACUGUUGGGUUCUUUAGAGGAGCUUGAGAAGGUUGAGAGGAGACAAGUCGGUGAGAAUGUAACUCUUGACCAUGUGUUAUGGUCGUGUCCAUGGAUGGCUGAUGGUCUUAGCGAGAGUAAUUACAAGGGACUUCUUUGGGGAGCUGAUUGCACUGAGAGUUUUCUUAAACAAUCCAACUUAAAGGUGAUUAUAAGAUCACAUGAAGGACCUGAUGCAAGAUCAGAUCGAGAGGAUAUGGGAAACAUGCUGUGCGGGUACUCAGUAGAUCAUGAAGUGGAGUCUGGAAAGCUUUAUACAAUCUUCAGUGCUUCAAAUCUCUCACAGGGUUCGAGAAGCUAUGAAAACGAAGGGUCAUAUGCUGUUCUUGAACCUCCGAGCUUCACAGAGCCCAAGUUUGUUUCUUACACUGUUGAAAACGUCCCAAGGUCACUACAUCAAAACAUAGGCGUUGGAUCUUCAGCUCAACAAGAGAUAAUGUGGGAGAAUAGGACAUGUCAUGGGUUUGCGUCAGUGGGGAUAUCUAAUCCUCCUUCUUGGACAGUUUCUUUGCCUAGUGAGCCGAGUCAGAUUCUUCAGCUUCAAGAGCCUCCUCAGGUCUUUGAAGGUCUUCCUCUUCCAGACACCAUUGAGGAGCCUCACAAAUCAAACUAUGACUACUUGUUCAGACUCAUAAGCGCUCUUAAGCAGGAGGUUCAGAUUAGGGACACACGCGAGAAAGAAUUGAUGGAUCAUUUAACCAAGACGAAAGCUACAUUGGAGGUCAUAAGCCAAAUGUCAUCUUCUCUCUGAGCAUUUAAGACAGCAAACCCAAAUGAUUUUGCUCUUUGUUUUUUGUGUGUAAUUUUAUUUAUCCCACCUGUAAUAUUUUGGUUUUAGCUUCUCGUUAUCAGUAACAAUCAUUUUAUUUAAAAAACGAACAAAUACGAAUCUUCAUUUCA